AUGGAGGUAGAAAAGGCAAGAGUGCUGAUUGUGGGCGCUGGUGGAGUCGGGAUCAUGGCGGCGUACGCCCUUGAGGUCGGCGGCAAGGCGGCGGUCACACUUGUGAUGCGGUCCAACUAUAGGCGAGCCCAGGACGCAGGAAUCUCAAUAGACUCAGUCGACCAUGGCAAGGGCAUUAGAGAGUGGCGACCAACCGAGAUCCGCAACACCAUCCCGGAUGUUUCUCAGGAGGGCAUCCCUCCCUUUGACUUUAUUCUUGUGACCACCAAGAAUAUCCCCGAUGUCCCUCCCACAGUGGCGGACCUCGUCGCGCCGGCGGUGUCCCCCGGCCACACGGCCAUCGUGCUCUCGCAGAACGGGCUCAACAUCGAGAGGCCGCUCCUCGCGCGCUUUCCGCAGAACCCCAUCCUGAGCAGCGUCUCCAUGAUCAGCACGACCGAGACCUCGCCGGCCGUCGUCGUGCACGACUUCGCGGACACGCAGAAGAUCGGCCCGUUCGUGCCGCAGCCUGCGGCCGAGGCCGCCGCCCGCCGCUACGUCGCCGUCUACAACGGCAGCGGGCGGCUCGCCGACGUGGUCUACGACGCCGACGUGCCGCGCGCCCGCUGGCACAAGCUCGUCUACAACGCCAGCUUCAACCCCGUGGCCGCGGCGCUGCGCAUGGACACCACGCGCAUGCGCAUGAGCCGCCACGUCAUCGACGACCUGGUGCGCCCCAUCAUGCUCGAGGUCGUGGCAGCCGCCCGCGCCGCCGGCCACGUGCUGCCCCCGGACCUGCCCGACGCCCUCAUCCGCGUCGACCCCGUCGAGGCUGCGUUCCGCCCCAGCAUGUGCCAGGACGCCGACAAGGGCAACCUGAUGGAGGUCGAGACCAUCGUCGGCGAGCCGCUGCGCGAGGGCGAGGCGCGCGGCGUGCCCAUGCCGACGCUCCGGACUGUGUAUGGCAUACUGAAGGGCCUGCAGCUGCAGACCAAGGUUGCCAAGGGGCUGUGGGAGCCGGCGUUCGAUGACGACAAUCCGUAUCGGUAG
Neoarthrinium moseri is the source of this 1029-nucleotide messenger RNA. RefSeq lists its product as uncharacterized. The record is from RefSeq and is a predicted model, not a curated record. Lineage: Eukaryota; Fungi; Ascomycota; Sordariomycetes; Amphisphaeriales; Apiosporaceae. The coding region runs from base 1 to 1029 and encodes 342 amino acids. Gene Ontology annotation, molecular function: 2-dehydropantoate 2-reductase activity. The transcript has 3 exons. Gene Ontology annotation, cellular component: cytoplasm. Gene Ontology annotation, biological process: pantothenate biosynthetic process.